AUGUCCUUCUUAGAAGAUAUAAGAUUUUAUGUUCAUCUCUUCAACAUCUUGGAAUUCACCGUGUCCAUGACAUGCCUCGUGUUUGAAUCAAUCUUCAUUAACGCCUUCUUGAUAUACAAUCCUAAUGUUGAUUCUUCGUCUUACUAUAACGUAUUGACCAAGCCUGGAUAUCAAUGUUUCUUUGGCACAGCCAUACUCGUCAGUUUACUAAUAAGUGGAUUUUACGGACUGGGAUUCAGAAGAAGGCUUAAUAAUACACCGAGCAAAUGGGAUAUCGGCAUUCAAAUAUUUCUUUUUUCUCUCUGGAUUUCGUAUGGCUCAACAAAAUCUGCAUUUUUCCAACUUUUAGAGUUAUCGGAGCUCUCACAACCCAUCUCACUAAAUAUCACCGAUCCGACAUAUAGAUACGGAUUAAAUGUGUUUGCGCGUAUAGGCUACUCCUGCUAUGUCGCCACAAUCUGUCUAGGUUUUGGAAAUGCCAUAUUUUACGUGAUAUCCGCGGUGUUGGUGUUCCAUUGGAGGAAGAACAUGUAUAGUUCUGUCGAUAAGGAUGAUGUUGUCGAUAAGGAUGAAGUUCAAAGUGUUGUCGAUAAGGACGAAAUUCCAAACGCUAGUACCAUCGACCGAGAUCAUUAA
This is a messenger RNA of Acaulospora morrowiae, 636 nucleotides long. The record is from the annotation of a GenBank genome assembly. Lineage: Eukaryota; Fungi; Glomeromycota; Glomeromycetes; Diversisporales; Acaulosporaceae.